ACAGCGUCGCAGUCACGAAAGAUGGCGGGGCGCAGCGUUGGUUCCCGGAGACGGAGCGUUCCAAGCACUCCGCUCCCCCCGCGUAUUCAGCACUCUGCUGCGUCUCGACGGGACCUCCUUGCCAGGGAGGAAGAAUAUAAACGUUUAAAUGCAGAAUUGGAGGCAAAAACAGCUGAUCUGGUUCGACAAGCUGAGGAAGUAAUACGAGAUCAGCAAGAAGAUCAAUCCAGGCCUGUUUCAACACAAAUUAAAUCAUAUGAAAAGGAAGAGGAUUGCAAUUCAAGAAGUCUGUUGUCUGAAAGGAUAGUUCAUCUACAUUCAGAAACUAAGCCAAAGACCAAAAAUGUUGAUGCAGUAAACAAGAUUCAGAACAAACUACGCUCCACAAAUAAAGGGAGGAAAACAAAUUCAAGUACAAAAUUGAAGUACUUUGAUGUACAUACUGCCAAUGAUGUUGCCAUUCCAGAGGGUUUCUCAGACUUUUCUCUUGCUAAAACAAUUAGUAAAAUUGAAGGGCAACUGGAGGAAGAAGGCUUACCUGAUUGUAUCGAUGAUGAUAUUUUUUGUGGUGUUAGUAAUGACAUUGGAACAGAAGCACAGAACAGGUUUCUAAAGGCCAAACUCCGUAUUAUGCAGGAGGAAUUGGAUAAUGUUGUAUAUGAAUGCAAUAAAAAGGAAAAUGAAAUUCAGGAUUUAAAGUCUCAAAUAAAAAACUUUGAAGAAGAUUGUAUGAGACAGCAGCGAACAAUUAAUUUGCAACAGUCUCAAACAGAAAAGUAUAAAACUCUUUUUGAAGAGCUAAACAAAAAAUGUGAUGGAUUACAGCAACAGCUGUCUUCAGUAGAAAAGGAAUUAGAAAAUAAAAGAAGACUACAAAAACAGGCUGCUACCAAUCAAAGUGCUACAGAAGUUCGGUUGAAUAGAGCUCUAGAAGAGGCAGAAAAGUAUAAAUUGGAGUUAAGUAAAUCAAGGCAAAAUAACAAGGAUAUCACCAAUGAAGAACACACGAAAAUUGAAGCAUUAAAAUCUGAGAACAAGAAGCUAGAAAAACAAAAAGGAGAAUUAAUGAAAGGGUUCAAGAAACAGUUAAAAUUAAUUGAUGUUUUAAAAAGGCAGAAGAUGCAUAUUGAAGCUGCCAAGAUGCUGUCUUUCACCGAAGAGGAGUUUAUGAAGGCACUUGAAUGGGGAAAUUCAUAAGUGAUCUACUUUAAUUAGUCUGUGUAACUGAUUGUGUGCCCAUAUACAUUUUAUGUAAAGUUUUAAUGAUUUAUUUUUACUCUUUAUAACUAAUGAAGAUAUUUGAUACUGAAAUCAAAGCAGUUGCAACAAAUUCCCUGUUUAGAUUUGGGGGGUACAGAAUCGGUAUGUGAUUAAUAGAAAACUGUGACCCACUUGCCCUUUAAUAUAAAGUAUUUUAAUGCUCUGGAGAUUUAGCUCUAGUUCAUAAAUGACAGUUUAUGUGAGAGAAAUUCUCUUUUUAAGUUCUUAUUGACGAUAAAGCACUUUGAAAGUC
Molecule: messenger RNA, 1513 nt
Organism: Hyaena hyaena (striped hyena)
Lineage: Eukaryota; Metazoa; Chordata; Mammalia; Carnivora; Hyaenidae
Gene: TEX9
Product: testis expressed 9
Exons: 12
Coding region: 22-1197 (391 amino acids)
Source: RefSeq, a predicted model, not a curated record